Molecule: messenger RNA, 1978 nt
Organism: Ziziphus jujuba (common jujube)
Lineage: Eukaryota; Viridiplantae; Streptophyta; Magnoliopsida; Rosales; Rhamnaceae
Product: GDSL esterase/lipase At1g54790-like
Exons: 5
Coding region: 297-1433 (378 amino acids)
Molecular function (GO): hydrolase activity, acting on ester bonds
Source: RefSeq, a predicted model, not a curated record
AACAAAAGGCAACCAAGCCCACAAGCUAGCUUGGCACCAAAAACUAGCAGACUCGCCUCUUUCCAUCCUUAAGUAUGCAAAAGUUACAAAAAAGGGAAGGCAUAUGCCCCACCAAAUACACUGCUGAAGGUGGUACUAAGUACUUGUCACACGUGAAUUAUGUUGAAUCACGAGCGAUUGUGUAAGCUAUAAUUUGCUGAUCUUUUUAUUUUGGUCUAUUUUUUUAUCUGACCAUACAUAGCAUUUGGUAGCUGGUACAUGGGUGAAAUGUGAAAGAGAUUAGAAGCAACCAUCCAAUGGUUUCCAAGACCUUGCUUAUCCAAAUUAUUAUCUUCUCCUCAAUUCUUUUGCCGCUUUCAAGUUCCAGAGACUACAAUUAUCCAGCUGUUUUCAACUUUGGUGAUUCAAACUCGGACACCGGUGGACUUGUUGCUGGUAUAGGUUUCCACUUGGACCCGCCUAAUGGGCAUCUAUACUUCAAAACCCCUUCUGGGAGGCUUUCUGAUGGCCGUCUGAUUGUAGAUUUUCUCAUGGAGGCAAUGGAUCUUCCAUUUCUAAAUCCCUAUUUGGAUUCAAUCGGAAUGCCAAGUUUCCGAAAAGGUUGCAAUUUUGCUGCUGGAGGGUCUACCAUACUCCCGGCAGCUGUAGCAGCAAGCUGCCCUUUUACAUUUGGAGUCCAGGUGGACCAGUUCAUCCGAUUUAAGACCCGGGUUCUUGAAUUGCUAGCUAAAGAUACAAAUAUUGAUAAGCAUUUGCCAACGGAAAGCAGUUUUCAGAAGGGGCUCUACAUAAUUGACAUAGGCCAGAAUGAUCUGACUCUUGCAUUUUACACCAAAACAUUGGAUGAGAUACUUGCCUGGAUUCCUACCAUUUUAUUAGAAGUAGAAACAGGAAUAAAGACACUAUAUGACCAAGGUGCCAGGAAUUUUUGGAUACACAAUACCGGUCCUCAAGGAUGUUAUCCUGGCAUACUUUCCACAUUUGGAACUGACCCAUCAAAGCUUGAUGAACUAGCAUGUGUCAGCUCCAACAAUGAAGCUGCUAAAGUUUUCAAUCUGAGGCUUCAUGCUCUCUGUAAGAAGUCGCAGGAUCAAUAUGCAGAUGCAAAUAUCAUAUAUGUUGAUAUUUUUACCAUAAAAUCCAAUUUAAUUGCAAAUUACUCCCAAUAUGGAUUUAAAAACCCUAAGCUGGCUUGCUGUGGAUAUGGAGGUCCACCAUUCAACUUUGAUAGACAAAUUAUGUGUGGUCAGACACAGAUUAUAAAUGGAACAUCUGUCACAGCCAAAGCGUGCAGUUCUAGUACCGAGUAUAUCAGUUGGGAUGGUGUUCAUUUCACAGAGGCAGCAAAUCAGUAUGUUGCUUCGCAAAUACUCACUGGCAAAUAUUCGGAUCCACCUUUCUCUGACAAAAUGCCUUCCCAUCUGAAGUUUUAAGUUUUAAAAGGCACAACAUUUAUUCAUUCAUGUUUUCCCAAUAUCUUUAAGAUUCAGCUACGAACUGGAAGCCUUACAAAAACCAGAAAUGAUACCAUUGUGUGUGUCAGCAUUUGGCAUCUUCUAUUCUGUUUUUCUCAAGGACUAUUUGUAGAAUUUGUUUUGUGAGGGAAUAUGAUAAAAAUGGAAGUCACUGAAUAAAAAAAUAAAAUAACUUAAAAAAAAAAAGAUCUUUCUACCUUUAAUAAACAAUUCAAUGGUCGUUAAUUAGGUUUUGGUAGCUUAGGGUAGCCAAUAAAGCUUGGCUGGUGAAUUUUUCAAGCUUUCUUUUAGUCUUGAAGAAAAACUUGGGUUUUGAGUACACCCUUCCAAGCAUUAGUAGCCCUUAAUUUUAAGUAUCAUCUUUCUUCAAUUUCUUUGUCUAUUGGUGUUUAUUAUUUUUGGAUACACUAGAGGCAAGUCCUAAAGGAUAUGCUUCCCUCAAAAUGUUGCCCUCUUUGGAACAGAACAAUCAAAACUUGAUGAACUAAAGUCUUCAAUCUUCA